Molecule: messenger RNA, 1571 nt
Organism: Nicotiana tabacum (common tobacco)
Lineage: Eukaryota; Viridiplantae; Streptophyta; Magnoliopsida; Solanales; Solanaceae
Source: RefSeq, a predicted model, not a curated record
UAUAGUAGUUGUGACUUAUUCACACUAUAUACAUUUGGCUUCCGCAACACAUAAGACUCGUCUUCUUCACUUUAGCAUACCACAAUUUUUCCAGUUGUAUCAGGGACUAGAAAUACAAAAAGCUCUGUAGAAGAUGGUGGAAACUAAAAUAGGCAACUCCCAAUUCAUAAUUGUUACAGUGUAGUUGUAUCUACCUCCGCUAUCGUAUAUUUAUACACUCUCUCAAGUGAAAGGGGAUAGAUGGCUUCUGUUUAAUGUUCGCCAUUGACACUUAGUAGGUAUUGAUUAAACCAGAAACGCAAUGCACUACUCGUUAAUCAAUAUUUGACCGUGAAAGAUUGACAAGUUCUGUAACUUGGAUAGAUCUGACAGCUUUCCUUCUCUAAAAGCAACUUGUUAGCACUUCUUUAAUUGUCUAUAAAUUUUUCCUCUUCUUCAAGAGUAUAUUUCACAGCAAAAUAAAUUGGAAAGGCAGGAAAAAGAUGAGACCCCUUCUAGGAAAGCAAAGAGGCAACUGUUCCUGGCUGACUUCCCGAAGUUCUUUGCACAUAACACUCCGGAGCCUGCUAUUAACAUCACCAAACACUCUCCUGCAGUCCAUGGCUCAAAUCACUUGGCAGAAUCUGUUAAUAGUCAGAAGUCUGUAACUGAUGUUGUUGUGUUAGAUAAUGCGUCCUCUUCCACAUCACCACUUUCAUCUGAUGAAGAUGAUGCACCUAUAUUAUCUUUGCAGAAAAGUAGGAGCAAAGAUUCUGUUAGACGAGACUUAAUUGGUGAUCAUUCCAAAAUAAGUGAUGCUGAGGACUUCUUUGCUCGGGUCGCAACACAGCUCCAAGAUGCUAAAUCCCCGGGAAUUGAUGUCAAGUCACCUGCACUAAGAAUGUCUCGAUACUCAGCCCAAGUACUUAACAAAACCAAAGCUGAAGUUCAGAAGCUACUUAUGAUGCCUUUGCACGAUAUAGUUCUCCCUGAAAACUCUUCAGUUUUAGUGGCUGCCCUUCCUAUAUAUGCUGCAUCACCCAAUCUCUCGGUUGAGAAAGUACGUGCUUUGAAGGAACUCGAAAAGAAUCUCCCAUCUUUAUUCUCUGAUUUUCAUCAGGCGAAGAGGCAGCAGAAAGAGUAUACCAGUAAGGUUGCCAAGAAGGUAAUCCUGAUCGACGAGCUUACUAAAGAACAGGACCUUUACAAUGAUCUCAAACACCACCGCAGUAGAAUUGAUACUUCUAUAAGUUCCAUCAGGACUCAAAUUUCAGAGUUGAAGACGAAGAUAAAAGAAGAAAAGAUGAAACGGAGAGCCAUUCAGGAACAAGAAUUAAAUUUGAAAAACAAAAAUUCUCCCAAGUUAGCUGCAUUAGAAAAACUGGGAGCUGAAUUUCUUGAUUCGGAGAAACAACUAGCUGAUUCUCUGGCUAGCAAAGCAGAAAUUAGUUGGGCAGACUACCAACAAAAGAUAAUUGGCUUGGGAAUGUGAAGUAGUGUUGAAGCCUUUAAUGUGAAUUAGAGCAGAACUGCUUUAAGUAAUGCAUGUAAAUAAUAUCUUUUGCUAUCUUCUGAACUUGCUUUUGUGAAUA